Molecule: messenger RNA, 1083 nt
Organism: Adineta steineri
Lineage: Eukaryota; Metazoa; Rotifera; Eurotatoria; Adinetida; Adinetidae
Source: the annotation of a GenBank genome assembly
AUGGGUGCUACUUACGGACAACGCCAACGAAGUAAAUUUCGUUUUCUUAUGGGUAUUAAUGGUUUUCUAUUAGCAUUUGCUAUAUUCAUUAUUGUUUCUAUGUCAAUCUAUUGGGGUUUCUUUGAAGAAUGGACCAUUUGGACGGAUUACACAAUGGCUUGGGUUGAAUUUAAUUUCUUUAUAUAUUAUUGGGAUCGUUUAACAAUUACACGUGCUUAUCUCUCAUUAAUUUAUAUAUAUGGUUUUGUUUUACUUGCAAUUAUUGCAUGUCAGAUUCAUGCGUAUCGUCGUCGAAAUAUAUUUCUUAUGGAAUAUGUUCCAUAUACAUUAUUUGGUUUAGCUAUUAUAACAAUACUUGGUGGUUUAGCUUGGUUUGCUGUAACAAUGAUUAAUAUGAAUGCUGGAUUUUUAACAAAAGAAACAUUUUUACUUGAACGACUUCGUUUUAAGGGUAAUGCUUUUAAAGAAUUAAAAUAUCGUGAAGAAUCAUUUCAUUUGGUUACAUCGGGUCGUGUACCACCACGUGUUUUUAUUUUAACUGCUUUUGUUAAUCAACGUCAAAGAGAUUUUCAUUGUUGUGGUUGGAAUUCUUAUCUUGAUUAUUCAGCUUCAUAUAAGACUGAUUUACCUGAUACAUGUUGUCAUAAAUAUCAAAUAAAUUAUGGUUGUGGAAAAAAUAUGUUGAUUAAUCCAGAUCCAAAAAUUGUAAAUACACGUGGAUGUGGUCCAUUAAUGAAAUAUUGGUAUCGACGAGGUUUUUGGGAAAACAUAUUUAUGAGUUUAUUUGGAAUUACUAUGGGUGCUUAUAUGUUAUUUGUAUUUCAACGUAAUCGAAAAGAAUUCGUUCAAUUACGUGAUGAAGCUGAUGAUAGAAAACGAAUUAUACGUUCACAUUCAAUGGGAUCAGUUCGUUCAACAACUAAUAAUAAUUCAUAUAAAACUCCAAGUAGACCUAAUAACCCACAAUAUCAAUAUAGUGGUUUGACAAGUUCACCAUCGAAUGGAAUGGCUGGUGAAGAUGAUUCAGAUAAUAGUUCAAGUGUUCUUUAUCAACCACCAACAAUACCUAAUCCAAAUGCUUAA